Molecule: messenger RNA, 5563 nt
Organism: Calliphora vicina (urban bluebottle blowfly)
Lineage: Eukaryota; Metazoa; Arthropoda; Insecta; Diptera; Calliphoridae
Gene: Pitslre
Product: pitslre
Exons: 6
Coding region: 1711-5025 (1104 amino acids)
Biological process (GO): protein phosphorylation; regulation of mitotic cell cycle
Cellular component (GO): nucleus
Molecular function (GO): ATP binding; protein serine/threonine kinase activity
Source: RefSeq, a predicted model, not a curated record
AAUUUUUUCUAGAGAAAAAACUUAAUUUUAUUGCAAAACUUAUAAAGAUUAAUACAAUAUAAUAUUGAAAGUUACGUUAUAUACUAAAUUAUAUUAGAGAUGCAUAGUUUUUGAGCCAAAAAACUCAACUUGAAAAUUUUUUCCUUUGUCAGCGAGACAAAGACGUGUGUGUGUGCACUCAAUCAUUCGUUGUUUGUUGAAGGUCGGGUGGCGCUUAGCGGAGCACCCCUUGAGCCAAACUGUGCUGAAAAUUCAAGUCAAAGGAUUGAUACUCUUGCCUGAUAGCUGAUAUUAUCAACCAGAAAACAUUGUUAUAUGCCUAACGACGAUAUGUCGGGCAGUGAAGAUGGUCAAUUACGCAGUCCAGAUGGCGAUGACCACAUUAUGUUAAGGCCAAAAAGUGUGUACAUGUCCAAUGACCGAUGCGCGCGAUGGCCACGACGUUACCUUUUAAAACAAAACAAAUUCCUAAAAAUCAAAAACUAUAUAACUUAAAAAAUACAAAAAAUAAUGAAAAUCAAUCAUAAAACCUAAACGAAAAAAAAGCCAGAAAACAUAAAAAUGGCUCAACAAUACAUCUAUCUGCCUCCAAAUAAAACAAGGCACAAAGCAGCUUGGUUGGUGUGCUACAAAUGAGUUAAACUUAAAAAAAAAACGUACUACAACCUUCCGUCUUCUACAUAUACAGGCAAAACUGUUAAAGCAAAUUGCAAGGUCCUUAAACUGCUGACAGGGGAAAAACAGACAAACCGUUUGUUUGCUAGCUUGAAAAAAGGCCGUCAGUCAGAGCUGAAAUAUAUAAAAAAAAGGUUUAUGAGCGCUAUUAUAACGAUUAAAAGGGAGCAAGCAAUAUUGCAGAAAACAACAAUUAAUUAAAAUCCAAACACCUACAACAUAAUAACUCUUAUAACAAUAUCAUCCAACCAAAAUUUAUUGUUAUGUUUUCUACUUCUAUUCAUCAAUUUAAAUCUCCUUAGUUUGUUGGUAAUUUACUAUUUACAAAAACCGUACAAAUCUUUAACAAAACAUUUUCUAAUUUUUUCAACUCUCUUCUUUUACACACACCAAAAAAAAAACGUAUAAAACAUAUUAAAAAAAAGUAUCUGGAUUAGUAAACACCAAGUACCAUUUCAUAAAAUAUAAUUCUAUAUAUUUUUAAAUCUUAAUUUUCCUUUUAACCCAUAAAACAAAGCAAUGGAUUUCCUUUCAUCCUUUCUCACGAUGUUGAUGUUGAUUUACUUUCUUCGAUUUAGCAGUUGUUUGUGGAGUAUUUUGCUUUGGAAUUGUAUUACUUAUCUAACUACCUUCAGUUGGGCAUUAUAAUUUUAUAUUUAACUAAGGAUACAUUAUUGUUAUUGCGUUGCAAUCAAAGAUUAAUACAAUUCCAAGCAAAAAGAAAAUGCAAACUUCUUCGUUGAAAAAAGUAAACAAGCAUGCAUCAUGGGUAAAUAACAAAGACAAACAAAUUAUUUCAUAUAACAAGAAAAUUUAACAUUUUAAUCAAAACUAUUGGCCAUUGUAACGCUAGAUCACGGACAAUGGUAAACACACACACGCUUACCCAGCACACACUUAUUUUUUAACUCCAACUUGAACUGGCUGAAAAAUAAAAAAAAACAACCACAAUUAACUUCCAAAAGGAAAUCAAAGGGCUGUAACUAGUUUAAUCCAAAAAAAAAAAAGAAUGGCGUUCAUUGGGACGAAAGGAAGAUGAGAAGGAGUGAGACAGAUAAAAGUGUGGUUUUUGAUAAUUCUAUUGGCGAUGAUGAACAUGAUACAGAUUCGUUGGAUAUAAAACCACCACAAGCUCAUGUAUCCCGGGAUUCAAGUGGUUCAAGACGCAAGGAAAAAUCCAAGGAUAAAAAACAUUCCAAAGAACGUAGACACAAGGAACGUUAUGCAGAUAGUGCAGGACGUGAAAAAGAUAAGGAUUAUCAUCGUGAUAGUAGGCAAGUGGAACGUCGUGGUGAGGUCGAGCGUAAAGAAAUGAGGCGUGGAAAUGGUGAUGACCGCUAUCAGGUGCAGAAAAGUGGUUACGAAAGGGAGGAAUAUUUGGCUGGUAGUGAAAAGCGUUAUCAUGCUAAACAUUAUGAGCGGUUAAGUGAUGAUGCUGCUGCCACCGGAUCUCGUGGCAGUGGCAAUGUUUACCAUCAUGGCGGUGGUGGUGGUAAUUACCAAGGUCAUCAAGAACACCAAUAUCAUCAUCACCAACAACAGCAGCACCAUCACCAUGCACAAAUACAAAUUCAACAUCGUCAACGACAAGAUUAUUAUGAACACCGGAGACAACAAGACUACCAUCAUCCACCACCCACCGAUUAUCAUAAUCAACGGCAUCACCAGCAGCAGCACAAUCAACCCUAUGAAGCUUCCCGCGGGGGAGGACAGAAAUAUCAUGAUCAUGAUAUGGAAAAACGUAAAUACGCCUCCUACGAUCAAUCCAAGGAUCCUGAAAGUUUGGAACAGGACUUACGUUCGCGUCUACUAAGCAAACGUCAUAAAUAUGUCAAGGACGAUAGUAUGGAAGAUGUUAGUGUAGCGAGAGGUAAUUCGUAUGAACGUUUGUAUGAGGUUCCGGACCACGAAAGACCUUCAAAAACUGAACGUCACAAAGCAAGACGUUUAAAGGAAAGGGAGUCCAUAAUUGAAGUGGUCGAUAGUCCUGAUGCCGAAGGAAACAUACGCCAUUCACAACGCAAGAAGCAUAAACGCCAUAAAGAAAAGCAUGAGAAAAGAACAGCCUUAGAUGAUAUUAUUCCCCCUAAGAAUGCACCUGUAGCUGCAGCAACAUCACCACCACCACCAGAAAAACGUCGUUCUCCCGAAAACCCUGAAUUGGUAGCGCGCAGAGCAAAGCUAUUGGCUGCCGAACAAGAAAAAGAAAAGCGUAAGGAAAUUUCCCGCAAGGAACUAGAGGCACGCAGAGAACUAAGAAGAGAUCGUGCUAUGGACACUUUAAGUCCCACCGCUGUGGCGGCCAGUGUAACCGCCGGUUUAAAUGUUCAAAUUAAACGUAAAAAGAGCGACGAAGAAGACAAAAUAAGAAAGCGUAUUAAAAAAUCUAAGGACAGUGAAGAGGAGUAUGAUGAGCAAGAUGUUGAAGACGACGAAGAUGAUAGUGAAUUUUCGGACGAUAGUCGUGAUGAUGAUGAAGACAGUGUCAGUAACUCCGGUUCCGAUACCGAUCACAGUGAUUACAGGAAAAGUAAAUCGAAACAGAAGAAGCGUGCUAAUCACAGCGAUGGUGAGGUAUCUUUACCUGAAAGUCCUUUAUCAAUAGGAGAAUUGUCAAAAUCUCCCAAAAAAUCUAAAAAGAAGGCGAAAAAAAAGAAACAUACUAACAAGGCCAAAUAUAGUGAUGACGAAGACAACGAGGAUGAGGAGGAAAAACAUCACAAACGUUCAUCUAGAUCUGGUACGAUAUCGUUGUCACCCAGCCGUUCAAGAUCACGAACACGUUCACAUACACCCGCCCGAUCUAGAUCCAGAUCUUUACACUCGUCACUAUCGAACAGCUUCAGAUCGCGUUCCAGAUCUUUUUCCAGAUCCCGCUCUUCAGGCCGCAGUAGAUCGAGAUCUCACUCCCACUCAAGUUCUAGAUCUCGUUCCCAUUCGCGCACCUCCCGCAGUCGUAGUUUAUCCAAAUCUCGAUCCCGUUCUCGUUCCCGCACUGAAGAACGCGACAUGAAGGCGAAUUCUCGCAAAGAAGAAAAUGAAACAAAAGACAAAUUGCCCUUAAGUGAAGUAGACAAAAGGAAGCUUGAAGAUUCCGAAGAUUUGCCUGUUACGGACGACAAAGGUAAUCCACUACCUAAUUACUUUCCCGGCAUACAAGGUUGUCGUUCCGUGGAAGAAUUUCAAUGCUUAAAUCGUAUAGAAGAGGGUACCUAUGGUGUUGUAUAUCGCGCCAAAGACAAACGUACAAAUGAAAUCGUGGCUCUUAAACGUCUCAAAAUGGAAAAGGAAAAAGAAGGCUUCCCCAUAACAUCACUGCGUGAAAUCAACACUCUACUCAAGGGACAACAUCCCAAUAUUGUGACGGUGCGCGAAAUAGUGGUGGGUUCAAAUAUGGAUAAAAUUUUCAUUGUUAUGGAUUAUGUAGAACAUGAUCUCAAGUCGCUAAUGGAAACAAUGAAGGCGAAAAAGCAAUCCUUUUUCCCAGGCGAAAUAAAAUGUCUAACGCAACAGCUACUUAGAGCUGUGGGUCAUUUACAUGACAACUGGAUAUUGCAUCGGGAUUUGAAGACAUCUAAUCUGCUGCUGUCGCACAAGGGCAUUUUAAAAGUCGGUGAUUUUGGUUUGGCCCGAGAAUACGGUUCUCCCUUAAAGAAAUAUACCUCAUUGGUGGUUACUCUAUGGUACAGAGCGCCCGAGCUGCUAUUAUGUUCGUCAGAAUAUUCUACACCCAUUGAUAUAUGGUCUGUUGGUUGUAUAUUUGCAGAAUUCCUACAAAUGGCACCCAUUUUCCCAGGAAAGUCCGAAGUUGAUGAAUUGAAUCGUAUAUUUAAGGAACUAGGCACUCCAAAUGAAAAAAUAUGGCCAGGUUACAAUCAAUUGCCAGCCGUGAAGAAUAUGCUUAGUCAAAACUCUCAAUUUGCCGAUUAUCCGGUUUCCAGCUUGAGAAAGCAUUUUGCCGAUAAGACUUCAGAUACAGGUAUAGAUUUGUUGCAGGGCCUUUUGACCUAUGAUCCAAAACAAAGGUUAUCAGCUGAUACGGCGCUAAAGCAUCAAUAUUUCAAAGAACUGCCAGUACCCAUUGAUCCAUCCAUGUUUCCCACCUGGCCAGCUAAAAGUGAAUUGGGUGCACGCAAAGCUAUGGCCUCCUCGCCAAAACCACCAUCCGGUGGUUCCCAAUUCAAACAAUUGGGUAAAGACGAUAUAGCCGGUACCAGUAGUGGCGGAAAAAUCAUAUCUGGUAUUAUAACCGGUAAUAAAAAAACAUCUUCCAACACUGGAUUCGUAUUGAAUGCCGGUAUCGAUCAAAGGCAAUUAGCCAUGGGACCCGGUUUUAAUUUAAAAUUUUAAACUGAAUUAAUUUGUGUUUUUUUUUUUUUUUUUGUUAACAAUUUAUUUCUCUUUUCUACAAAAUUUAUAUGCGUGUAAUAGACUUUUAAUCCACUAUAACAACAUCUUAACGAUUCAUUAAUUGCCAGAUCGUUUUUGUUAAUUUUUUUUUAUUGUUGUUACUAAGUCGUCCUUAUGGGGUGUGUUACAUUUAAAUAGCAAACACUGAUAUAACCAAUAUUAUAUAAAUUUUAUAUUAUAACAUCAUUGAUAAUAAUGAAAGCUUUUUUUAAGUUUAACAUUUACACAAUACAAUAUAAUCUUUAUAUUUUUUAUAUUAGUACUUCAUACUAGCUACAUACUUCAUUAAAUCAAAAUGUGUAAUUUCUUUUUUUUUCCAAGAUUUUCUUAAUACAAUUUUUUUUCUGUUUCCUUUCCUUAAGUUAUGUUUAUUCUUUACUAUUUUUACAAUAUCGUAAGUUAUUUCUAAAAAAAAUACAAAAUAUGAAAAGAUGUAAAAAAAAUACAUAAAUAUAUAGUUUUGGAUAAAAACUUAAAA